GAAUUUACAUGGCGUGACCAGCCUUGGCUUAAAGCAGGCUCUGGAGUUUGCAUACACAGGACAGGAUUAGAGAAUCUGAGAUUGAGAAAGAGAAAAAUGAAAGUUUGUGGUUGACGUUUACUGUUGUUGGACUUAGAAGUAAAAUGGACUAACCACCUCUGGUCUCAAAUUGCAAGGAGAAAUAUUUUGUUGGAGCCAGGCGUGAUCCAGGAUGUGUUAGCAGCUGGCAGUCACCUACAGCUGUUGGAGCUUCUCAGUUUAUGUUCCCACUAUCUUAUCCAGAUGUGGGAUCCUGUAUACAAUCUACUUCUUAGGGCUGUUGGAGGAUUCGAUGAGAUAGUAAAGUAUCCAUGCGAAGUAUCCUACAGCACAGCCUCCUCCACGCAGUGGGUACCCUGGAAGCCAGAGCCAACAGAAUGGAAUGCCUCAUAUGAAUUAAAUAGCUUUAAUUACUUGGAUCUGUACAGACUUGCUGACCUCUUUAACCUCACUUUGUUGGAGAAGGCAGUGAUCGAUUUCUUAGUGAGACAUCUCUCUGAACUCCUGAAGAGUCGCCCCGAAGACGUUCUAACGCUCCCUUAUUGUCUGCUUCAGGAGGUCCUGAAGAGCGACCGCCUGACCUCCCUGAGUGAAGAGCAGAUCUGGCAGCUAGCAGUGAGGUGGUUGGAACACAACUGCCAUUACCAGUACAUGGACGAGCUCCUGCAGUAUAUCCGCUUUGGCCUGAUGGAUGUGGACACUCUCCAUACAGUUGCCCUGUCCCACCCCCUGGUCCAGGCAAGUGAGACUGCAACAGCUCUUGUCAACGAGGCCCUGGAAUACCACCAGAGCAUCUAUGCUCAGCCCGUGUGGCAGACUCGCAGGACUAAACCAAGGUUCCAGUCGGACACUCUGUAUAUCAUCGGUGGGAAAAAACGUGAGGUCUGUAAAGUCAAGGAACUUCGGUACUUCAAUCCUGUUGACCAAGAGAACGCUCUCAUAGCUGCCAUUGCCAACUGGAGUGAGCUGGCCCCCAUGCCCGUGGGAAGGAGCCACCACUGUGUGGCAGUCAUGGGGGACUUCCUGUUUGUAGCAGGAGGGGAAGUUGAGCAUGCCAGUGGCCGGACGUGUGCCGUGAGGACUGCCUGUCGCUAUGACCCCCGCAGUAAUUCCUGGGCAGAGAUAGCACCCAUGAAAAAUUGCCGAGAGCAUUUCGUGUUGGGUGCCAUGGAUGAAUACCUCUAUGCAGUCGGGGGCAGAAAUGAACUGCGCCAGGUUCUGCCGACAGUUGAGCGGUAUUGCCCCAAGAAGAACAAGUGGACGUUUGUGCAGUCCUUUGACCGAUCCCUUUCGUGUCACGCUGGCCAUGUGGCGGAUGGGCUACUUUGGAUAUCAGGUGGAGUAACUAACACGGCACAAUAUCAGAACAGACUAAUGGUAUAUGAACCUAACCAGAAUAAGUGGAUAAGCCGCAGCCCAAUGCUGCAGCGGAGGGUCUACCAUUCCAUGGCUGCCGUGCGCAGGAAGCUUUAUGUCCUUGGAGGCAACGACCUGGACUACAACAACGACCGGGUCCUCGUGCGGCAUAUCGAUUCUUACCACAUAGACACUGACCAGUGGACGCGUUGUAACUUCAACCUGCUGACUGGCCAAAAUGAAUCUGGAGUUGCUGUCCAUAAUGAGAGAAUAUAUUUAGUUGGUGGAUAUUCGAUUUGGACAAAUGAGCCUCUGGCUUGUAUCCAGGUCCUGGAUGUAAGUAGAGAAGGCAAAGAAGAAGUGUUCUACGGGCCGACGCUCCCUUUCGCUUCCAAUGGGAUCGCAGCAUGCUUCCUUCCAGCUCCGUAUUUCACAUGCCCUAACCUUCAAACGCUGCAAGUGCCUCAUCACAGGAUUGGCACCGUCUGAAAAGCCAAUGCUCUGUUAAUAACCAUGAACAGGAGGGACAACAUGGCCUGACUUUUGGAUACUGAGCAUAAAAAGACUCAGUGCUCAAUGCUUCCUUGUUUUGUUUCAUAGGUCUUAUGUUCAGAUAAACAGUAGCAAAAAAAAAAGAACAAUUUUCUAAAAUACAUUACUGAAAAUGCCUGUCGCCCUUCUCAGUGUGUCUCAUACAAUACAAUACCGUAUGUAUGACUUUACUGUGGUAUAGCUUAGUGCUGAUUUCAUGGUCCGUUAUUGUUCUAUGGGUCCUUAGAGUGUUUUUGUCCACUUUUUCUAACCAGUGCUGUCUCGUACAACGUGACACUGUUGGUAAGUCCAUUUAUUUCACAAGUACUCUCACCAAUGAUCUUAAAAAAAAAAUCUUCAGUACUUAAUCCCUUUAUUACUUAAACCUGGGUUUGUAAUUUUUCUUUAAAAACGUAACAUUAUGCAGUCCCACUCAAUAGAGACACACAGCAUUAUGACAUCAUACAUCUUUAAAUGCCAUAUUUUAUCAAGGUAAUACAAAUAAUAGAAGUACACUGGAAUAGCAGUUGGAAUACCCAGACUUUUCACCUUGGCUAUUACUCUGUGACCUUGGGUUAGGGGCUUAACUUUCCAGUGCUUCAGUUUUCCCACUUUUUAAGGAGGGCAAUUAUUGAUUUCCAAAUUAAUUUAGAAGAAUGUUGUGAGAAUUGAGCAAAUGCUCCAAAGUACUUUGCCUAAGAAAAAAAAAUGUCAUUCAAAUGCCAAGGUAUUUUACUGUCUUUAGAACCAUAUAACUGAACAGUGAGAUUAUUUUUGAAGUUUAAAAAUUACUAGAUCUAUCUGAACACAUGCUAUGGGAUAAAUGAUUCUGACAUCAUGUGAAAGAGAUAUACUAAUUAGGAAAAAGGGAGUUUACCAAAGCCUACCAUUCCUAAACUUGUACAAAUCCUUGCCUCAAAUAGUAACUCUCUGAAACAUCUCAUUUAAACUCAUUUAGUGAAAAAUGAUAUUGUAUAGUUCGAAAAAAUUAGGUGUACUAAUUUUGGUACUACAAAGUGCUUUGACCUAAAUUUUAACGUAGCAUUAGUAGUUCUAAUAAAAGUUUUUCCAUUUUGUUAAAGAAUAUGUCAGUCUUGAGCGCUUGUGGAAUUCUUCUCCACCACCAAUAUAUAUUUUAUUACUACCACUUUUAAUAAUACAUAAGGAUUUUUUAGGCUAGGUUUUUGGAUUUGCUUUGUCUAUAACAAAAAAUAAAACGACUCAAUAAUAUGUGAACAUAAAUUCAAUAAGUAUAAGUAAGUUUUCCCCCUUUCCUAAUCUUGUUAAGAUCUAAGUCACCUUUAUUAAAAGGAAGACUUUACUCUGACUUUUUUCCUUAGCAUAGUUUAAUCAUUUAGCAAUCCUUGUCUUAUAGGAAUUUUUCAUUUUAUUCAUGUAACUAUUUUAGGAAUCAGAAGUGAAUGAAUAUCAUACGAUUUUUAUCCAAAAUACAGAAUUCACUAAUUUUAUACUCGUACAUUAUAAGAUACCUAAAAUAUUAAUUUUUAAAUAAAUAAUUAUGUAAAACUUCUGGUUAUUGAAACUAAAGGGUGGGAGACUAGGGGUAAGGAAUAAAGGUAAAUUUUUAAAAGAAUAGAUUUCAUUUACACAACUUUAAGAGUAUUUGUACAGUUCUGAAAAGUAAAGUGAUGAUAAUUGUUAUUUAGAAGGAUGACAGAGAAUCUCUUUAAAAGGUAUAAACCAUUUAAACUAAAUUUUAAAAAUAUCUCACCAAGUCAGGAAAAUGGACUCCAGCAUUUCACAAAUCUUUUCAACAAAGACCUAAGCAAGAAAUAUUUCAGAGUCAUUAAAAUUUCUACUUGAUAUACAAAUUUUCCCUCUAGUAUAAAGUUUUACCUUAUAAAACCAUUAAAAUCUAUUUAUAAUCUCAGCCCCUAAGUCCAAUGAACAAAAAGGAAACAGUCUAACACUAAGCUUGCUUAAUGAUAACUGAAAGGCAGCCUGAGAUUACUCUUGAGUACUUCUGUGUAGAUUUCUAAUCAUUUAAGAUCAGUAUGUAUUUUCAAACCCCUCCUUGGUGAACUUUAACAUAGUAUUCGCUAAUAUUACAAAAUUGAACUCAGAAAUUUUAAAAGCUUUACAUAAUUUUCAGAAACAUCCUUUAUAGUUACAGCCAAAGAACAGCAUCCAAAGUACAACAUAUCUCCCCUAGAAAGAAAAACUCAGAUCACUUACAAUUAGAUAAUUUUCCUCAAGUUAUCAGUAAUAAAAGCUAAUAAGAAAAAACUGUUUGGUCAUAUAAACUAAAUUCCAUUGAAAUUAUUUCAAUGUAUAUUUUCCGUAUAAGUGUACUAUCCUACAGUAAUUCAUCUUUUAUUUUCACUCUACAAAAUUAAAGACCAUAAUUGUAUUUGAAUUUAAGUUACUAAUUUGAAUUUCCAUAAGAAGACCAUGCAAGUUCCAACAAGUUACAUGUCAUUUCAAGGUUUUAAUUUUAAAAAAAGUACCACAUAGAUAUUAUUAGUGUUCUUAGUGUGGAAGGAAAAGCCAGCAAAGACAUGACUCUCUAAAAUACUGUGUAUGUAAAACACAAUAAAGUUCCUUAGAUUCCUACCAACAAAAUGACAAUUAGGUGACAAUUAGGGUAUUUUACAUAUUUCCUUCCUGGUUUAACCACUGUUAAACUGUAUCCCCUUCAGACACUGCAAUAGCUGGAAAAUUAGUGUUUUACUAUAAAGUAUAAAAGCAAUAGGAAUAAGAAAUUAUUUCUCCUAUUAACAUGGUUCAUUUUUAUUGUGGUUUCAAAUAGUCCAUCUGUCAUAAAGAGGGAAGUUGAAUAAUCAUGGGCACAGUGUAAGUGAAAUACAUACAUUUUUAUUAUAUAUCCUUAUUAUAUGCACAAAAUAACUUAUAAACAUGCAUAUGAAAUAAGAAUGCCUAAAAUUUUUCUAAAAGCACAAUUCACAGAGGCAAUAAAUCAGAUGUUAGCACAGCAAAAACUUUAAUAAGCAGAAAAUGAUCCCAAUCAUUUGGUAUUAUUUUUGGUAAUCUUACCAAUAUAGUUUAUCAUGAAUCAAAAUACAAAUCUCUUAUUAAAUAUGUGAAAGAAUAUGCUACUUUGCUAGCUUCCCAAACCAACUGUUUUAACCAAAGCUUGUUAUUUAUAUCAGGAUAUUAUAUACUUGACUGACAAGGCAAUAUUUUUAACCCUAGGAGUAGACGGCAAAUCCGUUUGGGGAAAAUAUAAGACUUAUGUAACAAGUCUAUCAAUCAAAAAGCAGUGGUUUAAUACUUUACAGCUUUUAAUGGGGAUUCUAUAUCUACCUUUUAUCUUUGAAACACAAGUGCUAUGUUAACAUGUAGUAUUUAGGGAAGGUAGGUUUCACAGAAGCUUUUACCAACUACAGACAGACACUUGUCAAAUUUUUAAAUAAAACAAUCUUAAAUGGGAAGUAAAAAUAAAAACUCAAAAAUUCUUUAAAAGUACAUGAAAAGAGGUCUAUGUAAUUCUAGAACAAAGUAGCUUUAAAGUUUUGUGAUAAAGCAAGAAGAUAGUAACAAUGAUGGGAACUGAGUACAUACACAUAAUCUAACAAACUACAAAUAUUUUUUUACACAGAUGCCCAGGAAGAAAAAGCCAAACAUGCUUAAGAAGAAAAGAAAAUGUACUAGGAAUAGGUAAAGAUAUAAAAGUUUUAAAGUAUGAAACUCUUCUAAUGCAAAUGAACUCAAUACUAAAUGAUUUUUGUACACAGACAAUACUCCAUGUUUUUUUUUUCUCCCCCAUGGACAUCUAAUUAAAUGUUGAAUUAAAAUUUAAAUCAUAACUAAUUCUGAAUGUCUAAUAAAGUUUCAUUUCAUCA
Messenger RNA from Hipposideros armiger (great roundleaf bat), 5750 nucleotides. It is a transcript of the gene KLHL32, whose product is annotated as kelch like family member 32. Gene Ontology annotation, molecular function: protein binding. The transcript is spliced from 10 exons. The coding region runs from base 283 to 1884 and encodes 533 amino acids. The record is from RefSeq and is a predicted model, not a curated record. NCBI's taxonomy places the organism in Eukaryota, Metazoa, Chordata, Mammalia, Chiroptera, Hipposideridae.